Messenger RNA from Suillus subalutaceus, 762 nucleotides. RefSeq lists its product as uncharacterized. The transcript has 3 exons. The record is from RefSeq and is a predicted model, not a curated record. Lineage: Eukaryota; Fungi; Basidiomycota; Agaricomycetes; Boletales; Suillaceae. The coding region runs from base 37 to 513 and encodes 158 amino acids.
CAGUACUGAACAUAUCAUACAAGCUUAAGAUCUUCGAUGUCUCAAGACAGGACACUCCCACGAUAUCUCUACCGAGUGUUUGAUGAGGAGACUUAUUCCAAAUUCAGUCAUACCUCGGGCUUUGUGGCCAGCAUAUCGAAUGCUGUCUACUACCGCAACCAUCCAAAUGCCCGCCGUCAAUUAGAAUUGCAUAUGGAUUGGAGCAAUCGACGUCGAACUCCCUUUUUAUCUGUGACGGCCUCACGUGAAAAGGCCCUCGAAUAUGCUUUGAAUAAGGUGAAGAUGGGGAGGCGCAUUGUUUCGAUUGCCAAGAUCGACAGCUCGCAGCUCAAAAGAGCAGGCAUCAAUAUUUAUUGGAUGCGCGAACUUGCUGAACAAACUGGCGCAUAUCUCAGACCUGAAGCGAUGAACGACCAUGAAUAUCUGUGUAUUCGCAACAUUCCAGCCCACGCUGUUAUUCAGUGCCUUACACUUGAUGAUGGACUAAGGCCCAUCAGUCGGCGUAGAUUUUAACAACUUGUACAAUAUGUGCCUGAUGGUGACAUGAUUCCAUUAUAUGUCCUGGGUUUGUUCCUGUAUUUAUGUACACAACUUCGUAGUCCCCGAUACUACUUACCAUCUUGACGAUAUUUCGAGUCGCAGUCCAAUUGGUGUAACUAGAUACUUACCUCUGUGAUUACAGGUAUUUAUUUGAUAGUAAGGGUCCGAUCAUGCGUCGAUGAAGUCCAGCCUAUCACGCUGAUAGGCCCUUCCAUACCCAUA